AUGAUAGCAGAGAUGAGUUUCUCUGGGCAGCAAAUGAAGAAGAAGGAUUUUGUCAAAAAUUAUGCUAUAGCAAUAAGAGGAAGAGGUUCAGGUGUGGUGCUGCAGGAUACUAUUUUACGCAAGUUGGGAUUAAUAUGGAGGCUGAAAGUUCUAUCUAAAGUAAGCAUAUUUGCUUGGAGGUUAAUUUUGGGAAGGCUCCUUACUCGAGAAAAUUUGAAAAACAGAGGCAUUUUGGUAGAAGAUAGGGACUGCUGCUGUGUUUUCUGUUUCAAGGCUUUGGAGAGUUCUAACCACCUUUUCGAAUCAUGUCCUUUUACGACAAGAAUUUGGAAUAAGGUGGGAGAUUGGUUGGGUAACUCGGUUAAGAUAACGAUUGAGGAGUUAAAGAAUUUUGGAGAACAUCUUGAGAAAAUUAAGGCUUUAGAAGAGCAAUUAACUGUAGGAGUCAUUUGGUUAGCGAUAGUGUGGAACCUUUGGUUGUCGAGAAAUGCUAUUUUAUUCAAGGGUAACAUCUUUAACUUUAAUAAUGAUUGUUAUAGUGUGAUAGUUCUCGUUUCUUGGAAGUGGUUUAGAACAGUUAAUGCCUCAUCUAUGACAUGUAAUUUUCAUUAUUGGAACACUUUUCCUCUAUCUUAUAUAAAGAGGUAA
Vicia villosa (hairy vetch) is the source of this 648-nucleotide messenger RNA. RefSeq lists its product as uncharacterized. The record is from RefSeq and is a predicted model, not a curated record. The transcript has a single exon. Bases 1 to 648 code for a protein of 215 amino acids. NCBI's taxonomy places the organism in Eukaryota, Viridiplantae, Streptophyta, Magnoliopsida, Fabales, Fabaceae.